AUGGUUUACCUCAUUUCUUUUCUACUUAAGAUCUCCGGCGUCGGUGUGCGUCACCUACAGCGACAUAGAAAAGGCCCUUUUCGCUACUUCCUCAAAAAUAGUCUUGUCCCUCGUGCAAAAGCUGGUAAAUGCCCCUACUUUUUCUUUGGUGCAGCGGUGACCCAGCCCGAGGGCGAUUGGACCCCCGACGACCUUGCGCCGGUCGGGGAGCUCCUGCUGGAGACCUCGCGAAUCAUCGCUCUGCAGCACGGCCUGACAGCCUCGGAAGUGGCUCACUACCUGCCGCAGGUGGACAUGAUGAAGACAUCGGUGGCGAGCAUCUGCCCCGCCUUCGCCUCCCCCACGCUCUGCACGCCAGGCAAAUACCGGCGCAUCGACGGCCUCUGCAACAACGUCCAUCACCCGACCUGGGGCGCCACGCGCUCCGUCUUCCAAAGGCCAGACCCUUAUCCAUCUUUCUUGUCAGUUAUGCUGGUGCCACGGCCAGAUAUUCCUCGGCAGUAUAGUAUGUGUACAGAUACCUAUGAAUGGUUCCUGCCUGCGGCUUAUUCGGACGGCAUCAGCGCUCCCCGCCAGAGCUCGGCGCGGGGGGCCACGCUCCCCAACCCCCGCCUGGUCUCGGCCAUGGUCCACCGGGACGAGGGCUUCCAUGAUCACGCCGCCACGCUCAUGCUCAUCGCGUGGGGCCAACUCAUGGACCACGACUUCACCCUCACCGCCAUGACGCUCGACCCGGUGAACCGCAACGAGCCGCAGGGCUGCUGCGCCCCGUCGGCCGGCCUCAAGAACCCCUACUGCCUGGAGAUCGACGUCCCCCACGACGAUAGGUUCUACAGACUCUUCCGCUUCCGAUGCAUCGACUUCGUGCGAGGAUUCCCAGGUGUCCCGCAGAAUUGUCGACUAGGGCAACGCAACCAGAUCAACAUCCUGACCGGAGUGAUAGAUGGCAACACUGUCUACGGUGGGACCGAGGAAGAGGCAAGAGCGCUGCGCAUGGGCGUGGGCGGUUUGCUGCGCCAUUAUGACCACUUCCCAGGAGCGGACAUGAAGGAACUCCUCCCCUUGAAAACAGACAUUCCUGACGAAGGAUGCAUUCGAGAAAAUGGCUCACAAUUGUGUUUCCUUGCGGGAGAGAUCCGGGUGAACGAGCAACUGAUCUUGACGUGCAUGCACACGCUCCUCAUGCGAGAGCACAACCGGGUUGCGAGCCAGCUCUCCCGGCUCAACCCGCACUGGGAGGACGAGGCGCUCUACCAGGAAACUCGAAGAAUUGUGGCUGCAAUAAUACAACACAUCACUUUCAACGAGUUCCUGCCCCAAUUGCUUGGGCGAAAUGUUAUGAAACAGUAUGACCUCAUACUGACCAAAAAGGGUUAUUGGGACGGCUACGACCCAUCUGCAGAUCCUUCGAUCUCAGCCUCCUUCGCCGCCGCUGCCUUCCGCUUCGGCCACUCGCUCCUUCCGUCGUCGGUGGAGCGGUGGAGUCCAUCGCACAAAUUCAUCGCCUCGAAGCGCCUCCAUAAGCUGAUCCGGCAGCCGUUCGACCUGUUCCGAGCCGGCGUCCUAGACGAGUACUUCCUAGGGAUGCUCAACCAGCCCGCGCAGGCCAUGGACGAUUCCAUCACACAGGAGGUGACCCACCACCUGUUCGCGGAGCCUGGCGAGCGUCACGGCCUGGACCUGGUGUCGUUCAACGUGCAGCGCGGGCGGGAGGUCGGCCUUCCCGGCUACGGCGCCUGGAGGUUCGUGUCGGUUCACUAA
This is a messenger RNA of Penaeus chinensis, 1761 nucleotides long. Its product is annotated as chorion peroxidase-like. The record is from RefSeq and is a predicted model, not a curated record. Lineage: Eukaryota; Metazoa; Arthropoda; Malacostraca; Decapoda; Penaeidae. The transcript has 13 exons. Gene Ontology annotation, biological process: response to oxidative stress. The coding region runs from base 1 to 1761 and encodes 586 amino acids. Gene Ontology annotation, molecular function: peroxidase activity; heme binding.